Tribolium castaneum (red flour beetle) is the source of this 1270-nucleotide messenger RNA. It is a transcript of the gene GMF, whose product is annotated as Glia maturation factor. Gene Ontology annotation, molecular function: Arp2/3 complex binding; actin binding. Gene Ontology annotation, biological process: negative regulation of Arp2/3 complex-mediated actin nucleation; actin filament debranching. The coding region runs from base 221 to 643 and encodes 140 amino acids. Lineage: Eukaryota; Metazoa; Arthropoda; Insecta; Coleoptera; Tenebrionidae. Gene Ontology annotation, cellular component: actin cortical patch. The record is from RefSeq and is a predicted model, not a curated record. The transcript is spliced from 4 exons.
AUAGGCAACCAGUUAAACAGCACCAUUUGACAUUUAUUCGUGACAUUCGUGUCAUGCGUCAAAGUGAAAUGUCAAAUAAGUUUUGAUAAAAACAAGAACUAUUUUGGAUAAUUUCAGAGACUUUUUAUUGUGAUUUAGUUCUAGGGUUGCGGCGUAGUAUCAAAGAAAUCAAAAAUCCAAUAGCUCACGUUAAUGUAGCUUUGAGGCAAAUCACGAAAGAAUGUCAGGAAACGUGAAUAUAUGUGCCGUCACUGAUGAUGUGAAACAAGCUCUUAAAGACUUCCGCUUCAGAAAAGCCCAAGACACUGCCGCUUUAAUUUUGAAAGUUGAUCGUGAAAAACAGCAAAUAAUAAUCGACGAAAAACUGGAGAAUAUCACAAUUGAAGAACUUCAAGAGAGUUUACAAAGCCAUCAGCCCCGUUAUGUCAUUUUAUCAUAUCGCCAGGAACACAAGGAUGGACGCGUUUCUUAUCCACUGUGUUUCAUCUAUUUCACACCACGCGACAGCCACGCUGAGUUGCAAAUAAUGUAUGCAGGAUCAAAAAUCUCCCUGCAACGUGAAGCCGACCUUGCCAGAGCUUUUGAAAUUAGAGAACUGGAGGAUUUGACAGAGGAAUGGCUCUUGGAAAAGUUAGGGAAUUAAAUCAAACCAAAUAUCAUGCUUUCGUUUAUUAAAUUUUUAAUCAAAUUAGUCCUGAUUGUGAAAUUACGUUGUCAUCCCAGGUCACUUUGAUCACAAGUUUAAGAAUCGAAGGUGCGGUGUUGCUUAUUUAUGUUUAAUGAUUUUAGUUAGAAAUAUUCCUUAAGCAAUAAGGAUUACGUUUAUUUAGUCAGUUUAGCAGUUGGGACUUUUUGAAACGACAUUCCAAAAACACCAAAUUGUGCGAGAAAAUCUAUAUUCUGUUAAAUUCUGAAUGUUGAAUUUUGUAUUGCGAGUUUAUACUUUUGUAACAAAAUAAACAAAGUCAAUGAUAAAUUUUUAUUUACAUAAUACCUUGAAAUAAUGUAAAGUACUAGCAAUGUAUGUAAUUAUGAUGUAAAUCUUUUCUGAUUAGUAUAUUGCCAAGAGAACGUGGUCAAGAGCUCCAAAACCAUUUCAUGUCAAAUGAUGUGCCAAGUUUAAUUUUAUAACAUCAAGACACCCAUUUAUGAAAUUUUCACAGCACUCUCGACCUCGUUUAGACUCCUGGCAUAUUUUUCAGAAAAGACUAACAGGAUCGUGUACAAAUAAUCUAAAUAAAUCACAUUAACUGCCCUAAGAUUAAAGGAA